Molecule: messenger RNA, 798 nt
Organism: Seminavis robusta
Lineage: Eukaryota; Bacillariophyta; Bacillariophyceae; Naviculales; Naviculaceae
Source: the annotation of a GenBank genome assembly
AUGACAACAACCGCUCGACUGAUCAGUAGUUUUACAGUAAAGACGGCCUUUGUGCGUCCGCUUACCAGAAUCAGCGAAAGGAAUGAUUUUCUACCGCAAUCCAUAGAUCAUUCGAUUGCAACGUGGCAGUCCACAGGACAGAGGAGACCCUGUUCGUCUUCUUCCUUAUCAUGGUCCAGAUUGCAGGCUUCCAAUACUAACAACAACAACAACAACAAUAAUGUCAGAAACGGCAGCAACAAUGAGAGAACAUUCAGCAGCAACAGUAAUGAAAGCUACAACAAACCAAGAUACCCCAACAAAACCGCUGGCAGUUAUGACGCGAAUGGAAAACGACAAUUCUCUUCCUACAACAACAACAACAACGACAAUUGGCAAGUUCCAAAGUCCAUUGAAAUUCCCGUGGAAAAGAUUGACCUGUCUUUCACAAAAUCCUCCGGCGCCGGUGGCCAAAAUGUCAACAAGGUCAAUACCAAGGUAGAAUUGAGAUUCGAAGUGCUCGAGGCAGACUGGUUGCCCUUGGAAGUGCGAGAACGACUCUAUCAGCAACAACGAUCCAGAAUCAACAAAAAGGGAUUUUUAUCUCUUCAAGCACAGGAGCAUCGGACACAAGAAAAGAAUCGAAAAACAGCCGUCAGCAAAUUGCAAACCAUGAUUUUGGAGGCGUGGGAACGACCCAAAGAACGAAAGAUGAGAACGGGGAUUAGUCGAGCCGCCAAGGCGAGAAACGUGGAAAACAAACGACGGAGAAGUAACGUCAAGGAGAGUCGAAAGUCUGUCUCCUCACGAGAUUGGUGA